Drosophila hydei is the source of this 1109-nucleotide messenger RNA. RefSeq lists its product as uncharacterized. Bases 54 to 1097 code for a protein of 347 amino acids. The record is from RefSeq and is a predicted model, not a curated record. Gene Ontology annotation, biological process: positive regulation of Notch signaling pathway. The transcript is spliced from 2 exons. Gene Ontology annotation, cellular component: nucleus. NCBI's taxonomy places the organism in Eukaryota, Metazoa, Arthropoda, Insecta, Diptera, Drosophilidae.
GGCAGCCUCAUCGUAUGUUAUCGAUAACAUACUUGUUUACAUUUUGUUAAAGCAUGGCCAGUUUACAUUUUUGGAACGAAUUUGAAUUAAAAAAGCCUCCAUUAGUUACCUUACAAAUUGAGGAUACAGGAUUUGCAAAGAAUGUCUUUGUGGCCAUCAAUGGCUACCUGCAACAGUUGUCCAGACCUGAUUUCUUGGAGUUUAACCAUACAGCCGCUCUGAUAGGACGUCUAAUGGCACGUCGGAAAAACUCUUUUCGUGGGAUGCCAGGAUUUCGCGCUGUCUGCAAACUUAAUGCAGCGCUUUGCCGACUACUCCGUCUUGAUUUACCUCGCGACUUGGAACAUAUUCGUGGAGCUUUGCCCGAUGCAUGCGAUGAAGAGCUUUCUGGCGAUAUGCCCACCCGGAACAGUUUUGAAUUUGUCUUGGUGCGAUUGCUAGCCUUUUAUCAUUUGCAUGAACGUAUUCGUGACUGCUGUCAGGCGGCUAUAAAAUACUUUGGACAAAUGAUACGCAGCAACUUUUUUAUGGAGUUCCUGACCCUGCUAAUUGCAGCAGUAGCCAAGAUAAAUAAGCUAAGCUUAGUGCAAUCCAACAGUUGUGCUACAUUGUACAACAAGCUGCAACCCCAGUGUCUCAACUUUCCACAGGUGGAAAAGCAUAAUUUCCUGCCUGAAAACUGUAAAUUGCCAACGCAACUGCGUGUAAUUAAAGAAAGCCAGUCAGCUGUUGGAGAGGAAGAGGCUAAUCCUGCAGGUGUUAAUCUGCUUAUUCAGGCACCUUCCCUGAUUACGAAAGUAGAAAAGGCUAAGCAAAAGCUUAAGGCAGAUGUGGGUACAGUGGUAGCACGCCAGACGCCUAUAGCUCCGACACAGACAGCUUUUCAGAUGAGUUCACUGUCCACAGUGGAAGAUGUGAAGCAUUUUAUCCUGCGUGAAUCUAAGGCACGCAAAAAGAAUCCUGGAAGCUGUGUAACGAAACCAAUACAAAAUCAUGAAUGGUUAGCUGCGAAAACGUUAUUUGAGCGCAAACUACAGGCCAGGGAUCAGGCAAAAGCUUUGAACAUAUUUCGUAAAUUUAUUGGUAGUAAAAUAUAACAUGAAGAAACU